GAGCCGUAUCCGCCUUUACUGCUGCCUUGUUGAAGGAAGUGAAGUCUGUCAGAAUGAGUUUUCGCUACGGCCAGGGUUAUCCAGUUGGAGGCAACCCACCACCAGGUGCUCCAUACGGGGGAGGCAGUGGUCCCUAUGGGCAUCAGCCCUCAGCUCCAUAUGCUGGUGCAACACGUCCACCAGGAGGUCCUUAUGGCGCUUAUGGAGCCCCAGGUCAGGGAGGGCAAUAUGGGCCUGGACCAGGGGGUGUCCCCGGUGGGCCGUAUGGGGGCUAUGGGGGACAGCCUCAUGGAGGACCUUACGGACACCAUGCUCCAGCAGGUAACAUCCCUCCUGGCGUUAACCAAGAGGCGUACCUGUGGUUCCAGAGUGUUGACACGGACCACAGCGGCUUCAUCAACCUGAAGGAGCUGAAGCAGGCACUUGUCAACUCAAACUGGUCUUCUUUUAAUGACGAGACCUGCCUCAUGAUGAUCAACAUGUUUGACAAGACUCGGUCAGGUCGAAUGGACCUGUUUGGCUUCUCAGCUAUGUGGGACUUCAUGCAGCGGUGGAGAGCGCUCUUUCAGCAGUAUGACAGAGACGGUUCAGGCUCUAUCAGUGGCAUGGAGCUCCAGCAAGCCCUCGCUCAGAUGGGCUACAACCUGAGCCCUCAGUUUUCUGAGACACUGGUGCGGCGCUUCACCGCGCAAGGCGUACGACCCGGCAUCCAACUGGACCGCUUCAUCCAGGUGUGCACCCAGCUCCAGGUCAUGACGGAGGUGUUCAGGCAGAGGGACACGGCCAUGACGGGCAACAUUCGCAUCAACUACGAGGAUUUCCUGUCUGGGGCCAUCACCAGGCUCAUGUGAGCCUCAUUCCACUGACAGUCCCUCUGCACUGUGGAUUCACAGCACCAUUCCAUGUUCAGGUCAUGUUUUUCCUCAGUUUUUAAUGCUCUCCCAUAAGUGCCCCAGCCUGUUGGCAUGUAUACAGUAUAUCAGCCAGUGCACAUCAUUCCAUGGCGUUUUGCUGAAAGUAGAUAAAGCCUCACACCAUGCUGCUGAAUUGAGUUCAGAGGCUAUUACAAAGGCAGAUAAAGCCUUCACUGGACAGCUUACCUUUCACCAGCUGGUCAGCAGGAAAGUGCUUGUGGCUUAUUAUUACAUCAGCCACCAUCUACUGUAGGUCAGUCAAACAGUCAUAAUCUUACCAUAGAUGCCUUCAUGACAAUUAGCAGGUCUCUUGUUUACUAGUGCCAGGACAGCACUUGAUUCAAAUGACUAAUAGUUUACCUGAUGUACAAGAGAGCACUUGAUACAUAUUCACUGAAUGUUGACCUGACAACCCCACCGACCACAUAUCUGUGCAGACUGAAUCAGUGUAAAGACUUGACUGCAGGAGAUAACAAAAUCCACCAGAGAUCAUUUCUCUGCUCCUUCAUACGACUGCAUGACGAUGAUUCUGAUGAACUGCAAACUCAUCUCCUGCGACUUUGCUCACAUGCUGCAUUAGCAUGUUCCCGUGCCAUCAACACAGUUUUAGAUUCUCUGUCAAAGUACGUACCUCAGAAGUAUUCAGCAUUCCCUGAGGGUUUUUCCAUGUAAUGGUUGCACCUUGUAUUGAACAGUGCUUUGUAUUGCAAAUGUGUGUAUUUGAGCAAAAAAAAAAAACACAUUGUAAUAUCAAAUCUAUCUCUUACAAUUAAUGAGAAAGCUUUGGAAUUAAUUGAUUCU
Chelmon rostratus (copperband butterflyfish) is the source of this 1715-nucleotide messenger RNA. RefSeq names its product penta-EF-hand domain containing 1 (gene pef1). Gene Ontology annotation, biological process: COPII vesicle coat assembly. The transcript is spliced from 5 exons. Bases 54 to 851 code for a protein of 265 amino acids. NCBI's taxonomy places the organism in Eukaryota, Metazoa, Chordata, Actinopteri, Chaetodontiformes, Chaetodontidae. The record is from RefSeq and is a predicted model, not a curated record. Gene Ontology annotation, molecular function: calcium ion binding.